AGCAGAAAGAAAUGACGUCGCGAUGUGUCUGUUUAUAUGGCUACAUCCAAGUGAAAUGAUUCCUCUGAUUCUCUCAGAAAUUUUGCAGUAGCUAGCGGCCUUCAUCCUUUCUCUCUCCCUCAACAACAAAAAAAUUCCCUUCUCUUUCAAGUUAUUGAUACUUGCAGGAGGGUUAUUCCAUGAAGUUUCACCAACUCAAGUAUUUACAUCUAAAGUAAAAACUUUUAUGCGUGUCUUUGAUGGGUUGCUUCUACUCAAAAACCACCAAACACACCCCUGGAUAUGAGGAGCCUAGUGUGCUUGCUGCUGAGACACCUUUCACAGUAAGUGAAGUCGAGGCAUUAUAUGAGCUAUUUAAGAAAAUAAGUGCCUCCGUAAACAAUGAUGGGCUCAUUCAUAAGGAAGAGUUUCAGCUUGCACUGUUCCAGAACAAAGAUAGGAGGAAUCUAUUUGCAGACAGGAUAUUCGAUCUCUUUGAUAUAAAACGCAAUGGAGUGAUUGAAUUUGGAGAAUUUGUCCGAUCUUUGAGUGUAUUCCACCCAAAUGCACAAACAGCAGCGAAAAUCACAUUUGCUUUCAGGUUAUAUGAUUUAAGGAACACUGGUUUUAUCGAGAGAGAAGAAUUGAAAGAGAUGGUAUUGGCACUAUUAAAUGAAUCAGAACUGGAUCUGUCAGAUGAUGUUGUUGAAACAAUUGUAGAUAAGACAUUCAGAGAUGCAGAUGUCAAUGGUGAUGGAAGAAUUGAUCCAGAAGAGUGGAAGGAAUUUGUAAUGAAGAAUCCCUCUCUUAUAAAGAACAUGACUCUUCCAUAUCUGACGGACAUAACUCUAGCAUUUCCCAGCUUUGUGGUAAGAUCUGAGGUUGAAGAUUCAGAAAUGUAGGCUACCGCAAGAAACAAAAGGUGAGAAAUUAUCUUGGAGGGAGUUUUAGUCCUCUAAAUACAUAUAAUUUUGCGAGAUGUUCACAGUUGGAGUUGGAGUUGGAGGUUGGGAUUCGAACUCAUGACCUUGUGGUUACAAAUUUGUAUCCUUAACUUUCUUAGCUUGUGCAGAUAGAAGUAGAAAUAGAUUAGCAUCUAUACAGAAGGUAGUGAACUCGACCUGCUUUGCGUUUUCUCCUGUAUGCUAAAUGUUGACAAAACUAUGAACUUGUAUUAUACUCUAUUUUAUUUGUC
Molecule: messenger RNA, 1174 nt
Organism: Ipomoea nil (Japanese morning glory)
Lineage: Eukaryota; Viridiplantae; Streptophyta; Magnoliopsida; Solanales; Convolvulaceae
Product: calcineurin B-like protein 7
Exons: 9
Coding region: 240-881 (213 amino acids)
Biological process (GO): calcium-mediated signaling
Molecular function (GO): kinase binding; calcium ion binding
Source: RefSeq, a predicted model, not a curated record